Messenger RNA from Suhomyces tanzawaensis NRRL Y-17324, 1287 nucleotides. RefSeq names its product DNA primase subunit. Lineage: Eukaryota; Fungi; Ascomycota; Pichiomycetes; Serinales; Debaryomycetaceae. The transcript has a single exon. The record is from RefSeq and is a predicted model, not a curated record. Gene Ontology annotation, biological process: DNA replication, synthesis of primer. The coding region runs from base 1 to 1287 and encodes 428 amino acids. Gene Ontology annotation, cellular component: alpha DNA polymerase:primase complex.
AUGCUCUUUUUUUACAAACGUUUACUCCCAUUCAAACAGGUUUUCAAAUGGUUGAGCCAUUCCCCCAAAGUGACCAAAGACUUCACCAUGAGAGAGUUUGCCUUUGAGUUCCGUACUGGUGCGUACCAAAGAUACAACUCCUACGGAAGCGUGGACGAGUUCAAGCAGUCCGUCAUCAAUGCCAAUCCUACCCGUUUCGAAGUGGGUGCAGUAUACGCUGUGAACCCCAAGGAAAGAAAGAACCUUCCCAAAACCGCCAUGAAGCCCGAGUCCAAAGAGUUGGUUUUCGAUAUCGAUUUGACAGAUUACGAUGACAUCAGAACCUGCUGUCAAAAGACCGACAUCUGCAAAAAAUGCUGGAAGUUCAUCCGCGUUGGGUCCAAGGUGAUGGACGCUGCCUUAAGAGACGAUUUCGGUUUCAAGCACAUGGUGUGGGUCUUCUCGGGAAGAAGAGGUGCCCAUUGUUGGAUAAGUGACCCAAGAGUACGUCAGAUGAAUGAAGUUACAAGAAAGUCUAUCAUUGACUACAUGGACGUUUUAGCAUCCAAACAGUCCAAGUUAUCUUCCAAAAAGCCAUUGCUGGUCAAGAGACCAUUGCACCCCCAUGUGGAAAGAUCAUUAGAAAUCUUGAGUGAGGAGUUUGUGGAAAUUAUAUUGAACGACCAGGAUCCAUGGUUCACUGCUCCUGAUACAGCUUCGGAUGCCAAAAGUUGGACUCAAAUCGAAGAGUUAUUGUCUUUCCUUCCAGACAAUAAAUUGCAGCAGGAGUUGAGAAGCAAGUGGAAGAGCAGCAGUGGCAUCUCAACAUCGAGAGACAAGUGGGAAGACAUCAACGUGGUUGCCAAGAGCGUGUUGAAAAGUACUGCCCAAGCUAACCAGUUGCUUGAUGCCAGAAAAGAUAUCAUUAUUUAUUACAUGUACCCAAGGCUAGAUGUUGAGGUCUCCAGGCAAGUCAUCCACUUGUUAAAAUCUCCAUUCUGUAUCCAUCCAGGAACUGGUAACGUCUGUGUUCCGUUCGACCCAACCCAAAAUAUAUCAGGUAAUUCACAAGAUGACAGCUAUGGAUUUAACCCAAUGACUGCUCCAAACUUAAGAAUAUUGCAAAAGGAAUUGGACUCCUGGGAGCAGAACUCGCCAUCUAAUGAUAGCGACAAGAAGUUAGCUGACUAUGAACGAACUAGUUUGAAACCUUACGUGGAAUAUUUCUCUAAGUUUGUCAAUGACAUGAUCACGGAUGAGUUGCAAGGUAUUUCAAAAAGAGCUAGAGAAGAGGAUUUGAGCUUUUGA